This is a messenger RNA of Plasmodium cynomolgi strain B, 2112 nucleotides long. Its product is annotated as kelch domain-containing protein. NCBI's taxonomy places the organism in Eukaryota, Apicomplexa, Aconoidasida, Haemosporida, Plasmodiidae. The record is from RefSeq and is a predicted model, not a curated record. The transcript has 2 exons. The coding region runs from base 1 to 2112 and encodes 703 amino acids. Gene Ontology annotation, molecular function: protein binding. Gene Ontology annotation, biological process: protein homooligomerization.
AUGGAGGGCGAAAAAAUAAAAACCAACAGCAUUUCCAACUUCUCCGUCACGUACGAAAGGGAAUCUGGGGCCAACAGCAACAGCGAUGAUAAAAGUGUCAGCAGCAGCGAAAAUGAGUCCAACUCGUUCAUGAAUUUGACAAGCGAUAAAAAUGAAAAGACAGAAAAUAAUAGUUUCAUUCUAAACAAUAGCAGCUUUGCAAAUAUGAAAGAUAGCUUUUUGGAAUCCAUAGACUUGAGCGUUUUAGACUCGAACUUUGAUUCGAAGAAGGAUUUUUUGCCAAGUAAUUUAUCCAAAAAUUUUAACAAUUUGUCGAAAGAAAAUCUUGGGAAUAAAUAUUUAAAUAAAUUAUUAAAUAAAAGUGACUCGAUAUUUAUGUCAAAGAGUAAAGACAUGAAUUUAAUAGAAAACAACCUGGGCAGUAACAACCUGCCAGUAAAGAGCAGCAACAAGAAGGAGGGCUUCAUGGAUUCGUCCACUCCAAUAAAUGCGAAUGAAGAUAACGCAAUGAAUAAUCGUAAAAAAUAUAGCAAUAGUAAUAAUAUUAAUGAUACGUAUGAAAAGAAAAUAAUCGAAACGGAGUUGAGUGAUUCAAGUGACUUUGAAAACAUGGUGGGGGAUCUCAGAAUCACGUUUAUUAAUUGGCUAAAAAAAACACAAAUGAAUUUUAUCAGAGAAAAGGACAAAUUAUUUAAAGACAAAAAGGAACUAGAAAUGGAAAGAAUAAGACUCUACAAAGAAAUAGAAAAUAGAAAGUCAAUCGAGGAACAGAAACUGCACGAUGAAAGGAAAAAACUGGACAUUGAUAUAUCAAACGGGUAUAAACAAAUUAAGAAAGAAAAAGAAGAACAUAGAAAAAGGUUCGAUGAGGAAAGGCUACGAUUUUUACAAGAAAUAGAUAAAAUAAAGCUAGUCCUCUAUUUAGAGAAAGAAAAAUAUUUCCAAGAAUAUAAAAAUUUUGAAAAUGAUAAGAAAAAAAUUGUCGAUGCUAACAUCGCAACGGAAACUAUGAUUGAUAUAAACGUCGGGGGGGCCAUAUUUGAAACAUCUAGGCACACCCUAACACAGCAGAAGGACUCCUUUAUAGAAAAAUUGCUAAGUGGGAGGUACCACGUAACGAGGGAUAAGCAAGGCAGGAUAUUUCUAGAUCGGGAUAGCGAGUUAUUCAGAAUCAUAUUAAACUUUUUAAGAAAUCCAUUGACGGUCCCUAUUCCGAAGGACUUAAGCGAAAGUGAGGCCCUGCUAAAAGAGGCAGAAUUUUAUGUUUUCUGCAUGGGUGGUUUCGAUGGGGUAGAGUACCUAAACUCCAUGGAACUCUUAGAUAUUAGCCAACAGUGUUGGCGUAUGUGUACACCCAUGUCCACGAAGAAGGCAUAUUUUGGAAGUGCUGUUUUGAACAAUUUCUUAUACGUUUUUGGAGGAAAUAAUUAUGAUUAUAAAGCCCUUUUCGAAACUGAGGUAUAUGAUAGGUUAAGAGACACUUGGUUUGUUUCUAGUAACUUGAAUAUCCCUCGAAGAAACAAUUGUGGAGUUACAUCCAACGGAAGAAUCUACUGUAUUGGUGGGUAUGAUGGAUCGUCUAUAAUCCCCAAUGUAGAAGCCUAUGAUCAUAGGAUGAAGGCUUGGGUAGAAAUCGCCCCAUUGAAUACUCCACGAUCUUCGUCCAUGUGUGUAGCCUUUGACAACAAAAUUUAUGUCAUUGGUGGAACCAAUGGAGAAAGACUAAAUUCGAUCGAAGUGUAUGAUGAAAAGAUGAACAAAUGGGAGCAAUUUCCGUACGCUUUGUUAGAAGCUAGAAGCUCAGGGGCAGCUUUUAACUACCUAAAUCAGAUAUAUGUUGUUGGGGGGAUUGACAACGAACACAAUAUUUUGGACUCCGUUGAACAGUACCAACCUUUUAAUAAAAGGUGGCAAUUUCUGAAUGGAGUUCCAGAGAAAAAGAUGAAUUUUGGUGCAGCCACACUGUCCGAUUCGUACAUCAUCACGGGUGGUGAAAAUGGCGAUGUCUUAAACUCCUGUCACUUUUUCUCUCCGGACACGAAUGAGUGGCAGAUAGGACCCUCCCUCCUCGUCCCCAGAUUUGGACAUUCCGUUUUAAUUGCGAAUAUAUGA